ACUGAGGCACGAAGCCAUGAAUUGGUUGACUACUCUUGCUUUUGCAGUUUUACUGCUGUCGAUUCAAUGCGAAUUUACGCAAAGCGCAUCAUCUAGCUCAUCAGAAAGUCCAUGGGCCAAUCCAGCCGAAGCAAGCUCAUUAAUGAGCUGUUUGAUUACAAAUCUCGCGGACUCAGAUGUCUUACCUGAACAGGAGAAAGAAGACUUGGAAACAGUUGCGGACACUCUUAUGUCCGCAAUAAAUGGGGCAAGUGCCAAAGGCAAAAGCUCUAGAGCAACACUGCAAGCGAUAAACAUGGCAGUUGCAUCUUCCCUUGCAGAACUAGUGGUUGCAGAAGAUUUAGGUAACCAGGCAAGCAUUGCUGUAAAAACACAGGCACUUUCAGGAGCUUUAGAGCAAUGUUUCCAAGAAGUAAUGGGAACUGUUGACAGAAGGUUUAUAACAGAAAUAAAUGAUUUGAUAACAAUGUUUGCUAGAGAAGCUGCCGAGGACAAUAAAACUGAAAUCGGUGAAGGAGAAUUGAUUGAAUCUAGUUCUUCAGAUUCGUCAUCAUACCGAGAAACCAGUCAGUCAGCUUCUAGCACUUACCAGUCUACAAACACAUUCCAAGAAUCAACUCGGACAGCUGAAGGAUAUGGAAAAGCAUAUUUUGGAACUCAAAAUUCACGACCUCGACCAAUUGGUACAGGACCAUUGAAUUCAUACACGAGACCUGCGCUUAUCGAAAGAAUUGCAAAUGCAUUAGUUACUACAUCAACAUUCAAGACGGUUUUGAGAACAGGAAUAUCCCAGGACACUCUGUCUAGAGUAUUACAGAGAAUCGUACAGUCGCUCGCUAAUGCUCUCGGCAUCGACGGAAAUAAUUUAUACAGAAUAGCAUUAGAAGCCUGCACGAAAGUUCCUGCAGGUUCUGAUACUAAUGCUUAUGCUCUAGCAUUUUCUACUGCUUUAAUCAAUGCCGGAAUUCUGAAUGACACAAAUAUCGAUAUUUUGGGAUCACGAGUCUUGACAGCCGUUUUGAACGGAGUAUCAGAUGUGGCGAAAGCCUUUGGUAUCAAUUUGGAACUUGGCAAUGUACAAAAUGACAUUCGAUCCAGCGUAAGCCUGCUAUCAACGAGCUCUUCGUCGUCCAGUUUCUCUCAGACAGCUGCUUCAACUACCAGUAGUUCUGCUACGUCAAUUGUUGGACAAGGCGCUAGAUCCGGAUUUGCCACCAGAUUUGCAAAUGCAUUAGCUACUACAUCCACAUUCAGGACAGUUUUGAGAAGAGGAAUAUCCCAAGAUACUCUAUCUAGAGUGGUACAGAGAAUCGUACAGUUGCUGGCUAAUGUUCUCGGCAUCGACGGAAAUAAUUUAUCUAGAAUAAUAUUAGAAGCCUGCACUAAGGUUCCUGCGGGUUCUGAUACUGAUGCUUAUGCUCUCGCAUUUUCUACUGCUUUAAUCAAUGCCGGAAUUCUGAAUGACACAAAUAUCGAUAUAUUAGGGUCACGAAUCUUGACAGCCGUUUUGAACGGUGUAUCAGAUGUGGCGAAAGCCCUUGGUAUAAAUUUAGAACUUGGCAAUGUACAAAAUGACAUUAGUUCCAGCAUAAGCUUAUUAUCAACGAGCUCUUCGUCGAGUAGUUUCUCUCAGACAGCUGCAUCCUCUACUACUGGUGCUGCUACGACAAUUGUUGGACAAGGUAAUGGACUGUUAAACGGUGUACCUGUUGUUUCUCCGAUUCUCGAUGCUGUAAUUGGAAGAGGCGAUGGAACCGGACUUGUCGCCCGAAUUGCAAACGCAUUGUCGAAUACAUCGACGUUCAGGACAGUUGUGAGGAGAGGAGUAUCCCAAGACACCCUAUCUAGAGUAUUACAGAGAAUCGUACAGUCGCUGGCUAAUGCUCUCGGCAUCGACGGAAAUAAUUUAUACAGAAUAGCAAUAGAAGCCUGCACUAAAGUUCCUGCAGGUUCUGAUACUAAUGCUUAUGCUCUAGCAUUUUCUACUGCCUUAGUCAAUGCCGGAAUUCUGAAUGACAGAAAUAUCGAUAUUUUGGGAUCACGAGUCUUGACAGCCGUUUUGAACGGAGUAUCAGAUGUGGCGAAAGCCCUUGGUAUCAAUUUGGAACUUGGCAAUGUACAAAAUGACAUUCGAUCCAGCGUAAGCUUAUUGUCAACGAGCUCUUCGUCGAGUAGUUUCUCUCAGACAGCUGCAUCCUCUACUACUGGUGCUGCUACGACGAUUGUUGGACAAGGAAAUGGACUGUUAAACGGUGUACCUGUUGUUUCUCCGAUUCUCGAUGCUGUAAUUGGAAGAGGCGAUGGAACCGGACUUGUCGCCCGAAUUGCAAACGCAUUGGCGAAUACUUCGACGUUCAGGACAGUUGUGAGGAGAGGAGUAUCCCAAGACACUCUAUCUAGAGUAUUACAGAGAAUCGUACAGUCGCUGGCUAAUGCUCUCGGCAUCGACGGAAAUAAUUUAUACAGAAUAGCAUUAGAAGCCUGCACGAAAGUUCCUGCAGGUUCUGAUACUAAUGCUUAUGCUCUAGCAUUUUCUACUGCUUUAAUCAAUGCCGGAAUUCUGAAUGACACAAAUAUCGAUAUUUUGGGAUCACGAGUCUUGACAGCCGUUUUGAACGGAGUAUCAGAUGUGGCGAAAGCCCUUGGUAUCAAUUUGGAACUUGGCAAUGUACAAAAUGACAUUCGAUCCAGCGUAGGCCUGCUAUCAACGAGCUCUUCGUCGUCCAGUUUCUCUCAGACAGCUGCUUCAACUACCAGUAGUUCUGCUACGUCAAUUGUUGGACAAGGCGCUAGAUCCGGAUUUGCCACCAGAUUUGCAAAUGCAUUAGCUACUACAUCCACAUUCAGGACAGUUUUGAGAAGAGGAAUAUCCCAAGAUACUCUAUCUAGAGUGGUACAGAGAAUCGUACAGUUGCUGGCUAAUGUUCUCGGCAUCGACGGAAAUAAUUUAUCUAGAAUAAUAUUAGAAGCCUGCACUAAGGUUCCUGCGGGUUCUGAUACUGAUGCUUAUGCUCUCGCAUUUUCUACUGCUUUAAUCAAUGCCGGAAUUCUGAAUGACACAAAUAUCGAUAUAUUAGGGUCACGAAUCUUGACAGCCGUUUUGAACGGUGUAUCAGAUGUGGCGAAAGCCCUUGGUAUAAAUUUAGAACUUGGCAAUGUACAAAAUGACAUUAGUUCCAGCAUAAGCUUAUUAUCAACGAGCUCUUCGUCGAGUAGUUUCUCUCAGACAGCUGCAUCCUCUACUACUGGUGCUGCUACGACAAUUGUUGGACAAGGUAAUGGACUGUUAAACGGUGUACCUGUUGUUUCUCCGAUUCUCGAUGCUGUAAUUGGAAGAGGCGAUGGAACCGGACUUGUCGCCCGAAUUGCAAACGCAUUGUCGAAUACAUCGACGUUCAGGACAGUUGUGAGGAGAGGAGUAUCCCAAGACACCCUAUCUAGAGUAUUACAGAGAAUCGUACAGUCGCUGGCUAAUGCUCUCGGCAUCGACGGAAAUAAUUUAUACAGAAUAGCAAUAGAAGCCUGCACUAAAGUUCCUGCAGGUUCUGAUACUAAUGCUUAUGCUCUAGCAUUUUCUACUGCCUUAGUCAAUGCCGGAAUUCUGAAUGACAGAAAUAUCGAUAUUUUGGGAUCACGAGUCUUGACAGCCGUUUUGAACGGAGUAUCAGAUGUGGCGAAAGCCCUUGGUAUCAAUUUGGAACUUGGCAAUGUACAAAAUGACAUUCGAUCCAGCGUAAGCUUAUUGUCAACGAGCUCUUCGUCGAGUAGUUUCUCUCAGACAGCUGCAUCCUCUACUACUGGUGCUGCUACGACGAUUGUUGGACAAGGAAAUGGACUGUUAAACGGUGUACCUGUUGUUUCUCCGAUUCUCGAAGCUGUAAUUGGAAGAGGCGAUGGAACCGGACUUGUCGCCCGAAUUGCAAACGCAUUGGCGAAUACUUCGACGUUCAGGACAGUUGUGAGGAGAGGAGUAUCCCAAGACACUCUAUCUAGAGUAUUACAGAGAAUCGUACAGUCGCUGGCUAAUGCUCUCGGCAUCGACGGAAAUAAUUUAUACAGAAUAGCAUUAGAAGCCUGCACGAAAGUUCCUGCAGGUUCUGAUACUAAUGCUUAUGCUCUAGCAUUUUCUACUGCUUUAAUCAAUGCCGGAAUUCUGAAUGACACAAAUAUCGAUAUUUUGGGAUCACGAGUCUUGACAGCCGUUUUGAACGGAGUAUCAGAUGUGGCGAAAGCCCUUGGUAUCAAUUUGGAACUUGGAAAUGUACAAAAUGACAUUCGAUCCAGCGUAAGCCUGCUAUCAACGAGCUCUUCGUCGUCCAGUUUCUCUCAGACAGCUGCUUCAACUACCAGUAGUUCUGCUACGUCAAUUGUUGGACAAGGCGCUAGAUCCGGAUUUGCCACCAGAUUUGCAAAUGCAUUAGCUACUACAUCCACAUUCAGGACAGUUUUGAGAAGAGGAAUAUCCCAAGAUACUCUAUCUAGAGUGGUACAGAGAAUCGUACAGUUGCUGGCUAAUGUUCUCGGCAUCGACGGAAAUAAUUUAUCUAGAAUAAUAUUAGAAGCCUGCACUAAGGUUCCUGCGGGUUCUGAUACUGAUGCUUAUGCUCUCGCAUUUUCUACUGCUUUAAUCAAUGCCGGAAUUCUGAAUGACACAAAUAUCGAUAUAUUAGGGUCACGAAUCUUGACAGCCGUUUUGAACGGUGUAUCAGAUGUGGCGAAAGCCCUUGGUAUAAAUUUAGAACUUGGCAAUGUACAAAAUGAUAUUAGUUCCAGCAUAAGCUUAUUAUCAACGAGCUCUUCGUCGAGUAGUUUCUCUCAGACAGCUGCAUCCUCUACUACUGGUGCUGCUACGACAAUUGUUGGACAAGGUAAUGGACUGUUAAACGGUGUACCUGUUGUUUCUCCGAUUCUCGAUGCUGUAAUUGGAAGAGGCGAUGGAACCGGACUUGUCGCCCGAAUUGCAAACGCUUUGUCGAAUACAUCGACGUUCAGGACAGUUGUGAGGAGAGGAGUAUCCCAAGACACCCUAUCUAGAGUAUUACAGAGAAUCGUACAGUCGCUGGCUAAUGCUCUCGGCAUCGACGGAAAUAAUUUAUACAGAAUAGCAAUAGAAGCCUGCACUAAAGUUCCUGCAGGUUCUGAUACUAAUGCUUAUGCUCUAGCAUUUUCUACUGCCUUAGUCAAUGCCGGAAUUCUGAAUGACAGAAAUAUCGAUAUUUUGGGAUCACGAGUCUUGACAGCCGUUUUGAACGGAGUAUCAGAUGUGGCGAAAGCCCUUGGUAUCAAUUUGGAACUUGGCAAUGUACAAAAUGACAUUCGAUCCAGCGUAAGCUUAUUGUCAACGAGCUCUUCGUCGAGUAGUUUCUCUCAGACAGCUGCAUCCUCUACUACUGGUGCUGCUACGACGAUUGUUGGACAAGGAAAUGGACUGUUAAACGGUGUACCUGUUGUUUCUCCGAUUCUCGAUGCUGUAAUUGGAAGAGGCGAUGGAACCGGACUUGUCGCCCGAAUUGCAAACGCAUUGGCGAAUACUUCGACGUUCAGGACAGUUGUGAGGAGAGGAGUAUCCCAAGACACUCUAUCUAGAGUAUUACAGAGAAUCGUACAGUCGCUGGCUAAUGCUCUCGGCAUCGACGGAAAUAAUUUAUACAGAAUAGCAUUAGAAGCCUGCACGAAAGUUCCUGCAGGUUCUGAUACUAAUGCUUAUGCUCUAGCAUUUUCUACUGCUUUAAUCAAUGCCGGAAUUCUGAAUGACACAAAUAUCGAUAUUUUGGGAUCACGAGUCUUGACAGCCGUUUUGAACGGAGUAUCAGAUGUGGCGAAAGCCCUUGGUAUCAAUUUGGAACUUGGCAAUGUACAAAAUGACAUUCGAUCCAGCGUAAGCCUGCUAUCAACGAGCUCUUCGUCGUCCAGUUUCUCUCAGACAGCUGCUUCAACUACCAGUAGUUCUGCUACGUCAAUUGUUGGACAAGGCGCUAGAUCCGGAUUUGCCACCAGAUUUGCAAAUGCAUUAGCUACUACAUCCACAUUCAGGACAGUUUUGAGAAGAGGAAUAUCCCAAGAUACUCUAUCUAGAGUGGUACAGAGAAUAGUACAGUUGCUGGCUAAUGUUCUCGGCAUCGACGGAAAUAAUUUAUCUAGAAUAAUAUUAGAAGCCUGCACUAAGGUUCCUGCGGGUUCUGAUACUGAUGCUUAUGCUCUCGCAUUUUCUACUGCUUUAAUCAAUGCCGGAAUUCUGAAUGACACAAAUAUCGAUAUAUUAGGGUCACGAAUCUUGACAGCCGUUUUGAACGGUGUAUCAGAUGUGGCGAAAGCCCUUGGUAUAAAUUUAGAACUUGGCAAUGUACAAAAUGACAUUAGUUCCAGCAUAAGCUUAUUAUCAACGAGCUCUUCGUCGAGUAGUUUCUCUCAGACAGCUGCAUCCUCUACUACUGGUGCUGCUACGACAAUUGUUGGACAAGGUAAUGGACUGUUAAACGGUGUACCUGUUGUUUCUCCGAUUCUCGAUGCUGUAAUUGGAAGAGGCGAUGGAACCGGACUUGUCGCCCGAAUUGCAAACGCAUUGUCGAAUACAUCGACGUUCAGGACAGUUGUGAGGAGAGGAGUAUCCCAAGACACCCUAUCUAGAGUAUUACAGAGAAUCGUACAGUCGCUGGCUAAUGCUCUCGGCAUCGACGGAAAUAAUUUAUACAGAAUAGCAAUAGAAGCCUGCACUAAAGUUCCUGCAGGUUCUGAUACUAAUGCUUAUGCUCUAGCAUUUUCUACUGCCUUAGUCAAUGCCGGAAUUCUGAAUGACAGAAAUAUCGAUAUUUUGGGAUCACGAGUCUUGACAGCCGUUUUGAACGGAGUAUCAGAUGUGGCGAAAGCCCUUGGUAUCAAUUUGGAACUUGGCAAUGUACAAAAUGACAUUCGAUCCAGCGUAAGCUUAUUGUCAACGAGCUCUUCGUCGAGUAGUUUCUCUCAGACAGCUGCAUCCUCUACUACUGGUGCUGCUACGACGAUUGUUGGACAAGGAAAUGGACUGUUAAACGGUGUACCUGUUGUUUCUCCGAUUCUCGAAGCUGUAAUUGGAAGAGGCGAUGGAACCGGACUUGUCGCCCGAAUUGCAAACGCAUUGGCGAAUACUUCGACGUUCAGGACAGUUGUGAGGAGAGGAGUAUCCCAAGACACUCUAUCUAGAGUAUUACAGAGAAUCGUACAGUCGCUGGCUAAUGCUCUCGGCAUCGACGGAAAUAAUUUAUACAGAAUAGCAUUAGAAGCCUGCACGAAAGUUCCUGCAGGUUCUGAUACUAAUGCUUAUGCUCUAGCAUUUUCUACUGCUUUAAUCAAUGCCGGAAUUCUGAAUGACACAAAUAUCGAUAUUUUGGGAUCACGAGUCUUGACAGCCGUUUUGAACGGAGUAUCAGAUGUGGCGAAAGCCCUUGGUAUCAAUUUGGAACUUGGAAAUGUACAAAAUGACAUUCGAUCCAGCGUAAGCCUGCUAUCAACGAGCUCUUCGUCGUCCAGUUUCUCUCAGACAGCUGCUUCAACUACCAGUAGUUCUGCUACGUCAAUUGUUGGACAAGGCGCUAGAUCCGGAUUUGCCACCAGAUUUGCAAAUGCAUUAGCUACUACAUCCACAUUCAGGACAGUUUUGAGAAGAGGAAUAUCCCAAGAUACUCUAUCUAGAGUGGUACAGAGAAUCGUACAGUUGCUGGCUAAUGUUCUCGGCAUCGACGGAAAUAAUUUAUCUAGAAUAAUAUUAGAAGCCUGCACUAAGGUUCCUGCGGGUUCUGAUACUGAUGCUUAUGCUCUCGCAUUUUCUACUGCUUUAAUCAAUGCCGGAAUUCUGAAUGACACAAAUAUCGAUAUAUUAGGGUCACGAAUCUUGACAGCCGUUUUGAACGGUGUAUCAGAUGUGGCGAAAGCCCUUGGUAUAAAUUUAGAACUUGGCAAUGUACAAAAUGACAUUAGUUCCAGCAUAAGCUUAUUAUCAACGAGCUCUUCGUCGAGUAGUUUCUCUCAGACAGCUGCAUCCUCUACUACUGGUGCUGCUACGACAAUUGUUGGACAAGGUAAUGGACUGUUAAACGGUGUACCUGUUGUUUCUCCGAUUCUCGAUGCUGUAAUUGGAAGAGGCGAUGGAACCGGACUUGUCGCCCGAAUUGCAAACGCUUUGUCGAAUACAUCGACGUUCAGGACAGUUGUGAGGAGAGGAGUAUCCCAAGACACCCUAUCUAGAGUAUUACAGAGAAUCGUACAGUCGCUGGCUAAUGCUCUCGGCAUCGACGGAAAUAAUUUAUACAGAAUAGCAAUAGAAGCCUGCACUAAAGUUCCUGCAGGUUCUGAUACUAAUGCUUAUGCUCUAGCAUUUUCUACUGCCUUAGUCAAUGCCGGAAUUCUGAAUGACAGAAAUAUCGAUAUUUUGGGAUCACGAGUCUUGACAGCCGUUUUGAACGGAGUAUCAGAUGUGGCGAAAGCCCUUGGUAUCAAUUUGGAACUUGGCAAUGUACAAAAUGACAUUCGAUCCAGCGUAAGCUUAUUGUCAACGAGCUCUUCGUCGAGUAGUUUCUCUCAGACAGCUGCAUCCUCUACUACUGGUGCUGCUACGACGAUUGUUGGACAAGGAAAUGGACUGUUAAACGGUGUACCUGUUGUUUCUCCGAUUCUCGAUGCUGUAAUUGGAAGAGGCGAUGGAACCGGACUUGUCGCCCGAAUUGCAAACGCAUUGGCGAAUACUUCGACGUUCAGGACAGUUGUGAGGAGAGGAGUAUCCCAAGACACUCUAUCUAGAGUAUUACAGAGAAUCGUACAGUCGCUGGCUAAUGCUCUCGGCAUCGACGGAAAUAAUUUAUACAGAAUAGCAUUAGAAGCCUGCACGAAAGUUCCUGCAGGUUCUGAUACUAAUGCUUAUGCUCUAGCAUUUUCUACUGCUUUAAUCAAUGCCGGAAUUCUGAAUGACACAAAUAUCGAUAUUUUGGGAUCACGAGUCUUGACAGCCGUUUUGAACGGAGUAUCAGAUGUGGCGAAAGCCCUUGGUAUCAAUUUGGAACUUGGCAAUGUACAAAAUGACAUUCGAUCCAGCGUAAGCCUGCUAUCAACGAGCUCUUCGUCGUCCAGUUUCUCUCAGACAGCUGCUUCAACUACCAGUAGUUCUGCUACGUCAAUUGUUGGACAAGGCGCUAGAUCCGGAUUUGCCACCAGAUUUGCAAAUGCAUUAGCUACUACAUCCACAUUCAGGACAGUUUUGAGAAGAGGAAUAUCCCAAGAUACUCUAUCUAGAGUGGUACAGAGAAUAGUACAGUUGCUGGCUAAUGUUCUCGGCAUCGACGGAAAUAAUUUAUCUAGAAUAAUAUUAGAAGCCUGCACUAAGGUUCCUGCGGGUUCUGAUACUGAUGCUUAUGCUCUCGCAUUUUCUACUGCUUUAAUCAAUGCCGGAAUUCUGAAUGACACAAAUAUCGAUAUAUUAGGGUCACGAAUCUUGACAGCCGUUUUGAACGGUGUAUCAGAUGUGGCGAAAGCCCUUGGUAUAAAUUUAGAACUUGGCAAUGUACAAAAUGACAUUAGUUCCAGCAUAAGCUUAUUAUCAACGAGCUCUUCGUCGAGUAGUUUCUCUCAGACAGCUGCAUCCUCUACUACUGGUGCUGCUACGACAAUUGUUGGACAAGGUAAUGGACUGUUAAACGGUGUACCUGUUGUUUCUCCGAUUCUCGAUGCUGUAAUUGGAAGAGGCGAUGGAACCGGACUUGUCGCCCGAAUUGCAAACGCAUUGUCGAAUACUUCGACGUUCAGGACAGUUGUGAGGAGAGGAGUAUCCCAAGACACUCUAUCUAGAGUAUUACAGAGAAUCGUACAGUCGCUGGCUAAUGCUCUCGGCAUCGACGGAAAUAAUUUAUACAGAAUAGCAUUAGAAGCCUGCACGAAAGUUCCUGCAGGUUCUGAUACUAAUGCUUAUGCUCUAGCAUUUUCUACUGCUUUAAUCAAUGCCGGAAUUCUGAAUGACACAAAUAUCGAUAUUUUGGGAUCACGAGUCUUGACAGCCGUUUUGAACGGAGUAUCAGAUGUGGCGAAAGCCCUUGGUAUCAAUUUGGAACUUGGAAAUGUACAAAAUGACAUUCGAUCCAGCGUAAGCCUGCUAUCAACGAGCUCUUCGUCGUCCAGUUUCUCUCAGACAGCUGCUUCAACUACCAGUAGUUCUGCUACGUCAAUUGUUGGACAAGGCGCUAGAUCCGGAUUUGCCACCAGAUUUGCAAAUGCAUUAGCUACUACAUCCACAUUCAGGACAGUUUUGAGAAGAGGAAUAUCCCAAGAUACUCUAUCUAGAGUGGUACAGAGAAUCGUACAGUUGCUGGCUAAUGUUCUCGGCAUCGACGGAAAUAAUUUAUCUAGAAUAAUAUUAGAAGCCUGCACUAAGGUUCCUGCGGGUUCUGAUACUGAUGCUUAUGCUCUCGCAUUUUCUACUGCUUUAAUCAAUGCCGGAAUUCUGAAUGACACAAAUAUCGAUAUAUUAGGGUCACGAAUCUUGACAGCCGUUUUGAACGGUGUAUCAGAUGUGGCGAAAGCCCUUGGUAUAAAUUUAGAACUUGGCAAUGUACAAAAUGACAUUAGUUCCAGCAUAAGCUUAUUAUCAACGAGCUCUUCGUCGAGUAGUUUCUCUCAGACAGCUGCAUCCUCUACUACUGGUGCUGCUACGACGAUUGUUGGACAAGGAAAUGGACUGUUAAACGGUGUACCUGUUGUUUCUCCGAUUCUCGAUGCUGUAAUUGGAAGAGGCGAUGGAACCGGACUUGUCGCCCGAAUUGCAAACGCAUUGGCGAAUACUUCGACGUUCAGGACAGUUGUGAGGAGAGGAGUAUCCCAAGACACUCUAUCUAGAGUAUUACAGAGAAUCGUACAGUCGCUGGCUAAUGCUCUCGGCAUCGACGGAAAUAAUUUAUACAGAAUAGCAUUAGAAGCCUGCACGAAAGUUCCUGCAGGUUCUGAUACUAAUGCUUAUGCUCUAGCAUUUUCUACUGCUUUAAUCAAUGCCGGAAUUCUGAAUGACACAAAUAUCGAUAUUUUGGGAUCACGAGUCUUGACAGCCGUUUUGAACGGAGUAUCAGAUGUGGCGAAAGCCCUUGGUAUCAAUUUGGAACUUGGCAAUGUACAAAAUGACAUUCGAUCCAGCGUAAGCCUGCUAUCAACGAGCUCUUCGUCGUCCAGUUUCUCUCAGACAGCUGCUUCAACUACCAGUAGUUCUGCUACGUCAAUUGUUGGACAAGGCGCUAGAUCCGGAUUUGCCACCAGAUUUGCAAAUGCAUUAGCUACUACAUCCACAUUCAGGACAGUUUUGAGAAGAGGAAUAUCCCAAGAUACUCUAUCUAGAGUGGUACAGAGAAUAGUACAGUUGCUGGCUAAUGUUCUCGGCAUCGACGGAAAUAAUUUAUCUAGAAUAAUAUUAGAAGCCUGCACUAAGGUUCCUGCGGGUUCUGAUACUGAUGCUUAUGCUCUCGCAUUUUCUACUGCUUUAAUCAAUGCCGGAAUUCUGAAUGACACAAAUAUCGAUAUAUUAGGGUCACGAAUCUUGACAGCCGUUUUGAACGGUGUAUCAGAUGUGGCGAAAGCCCUUGGUAUAAAUUUAGAACUUGGCAAUGUACAAAAUGACAUUAGUUCCAGCAUAAGCUUAUUAUCAACGAGCUCUUCGUCGAGUAGUUUCUCUCAGACAGCUGCAUCCUCUACUACUGGUGCUGCUACGACAAUUGUUGGACAAGGUAAUGGACUGUUAAACGGUGUACCUGUUGUUUCUCCGAUUCUCGAUGCUGUAAUUGGAAGAGGCGAUGGAACCGGACUUGUCGCCCGAAUUGCAAACGCAUUGUCGAAUACUUCGACGUUCAGGACAGUUGUGAGGAGAGGAGUAUCCCAAGACACUCUAUCUAGAGUAUUACAGAGAAUCGUACAGUCGCUGGCUAAUGCUCUCGGCAUCGACGGAAAUAAUUUAUACAGAAUAGCAUUAGAAGCCUGCACGAAAGUUCCUGCAGGUUCUGAUACUAAUGCUUAUGCUCUAGCAUUUUCUACUGCUUUAAUCAAUGCCGGAAUUCUGAAUGACACAAAUAUCGAUAUUUUGGGAUCACGAGUCUUGACAGCCGUUUUGAACGGAGUAUCAGAUGUGGCGAAAGCCCUUGGUAUCAAUUUGGAACUUGGAAAUGUACAAAAUGACAUUCGAUCCAGCGUAAGCCUGCUAUCAACGAGCUCUUCGUCGUCCAGUUUCUCUCAGACAGCUGCUUCAACUACCAGUAGUUCUGCUACGUCAAUUGUUGGACAAGGCGCUAGAUCCGGAUUUGCCACCAGAUUUGCAAAUGCAUUAGCUACUACAUCCACAUUCAGGACAGUUUUGAGAAGAGGAAUAUCCCAAGAUACUCUAUCUAGAGUGGUACAGAGAAUCGUACAGUUGCUGGCUAAUGUUCUCGGCAUCGACGGAAAUAAUUUAUCUAGAAUAAUAUUAGAAGCCUGCACUAAGGUUCCUGCGGGUUCUGAUACUGAUGCUUAUGCUCUCGCAUUUUCUACUGCUUUAAUCAAUGCCGGAAUUCUGAAUGACACAAAUAUCGAUAUAUUAGGGUCACGAAUCUUGACAGCCGUUUUGAACGGUGUAUCAGAUGUGGCGAAAGCCCUUGGUAUAAAUUUAGAACUUGGCAAUGUACAAAAUGACAUUAGUUCCAGCAUAAGCUUAUUAUCAACGAGCUCUUCGUCGAGUAGUUUCUCUCAGACAGCUGCAUCCUCUACUACUGGUGCUGCUACGACAAUUGUUGGACAAGGUAAUGGACUGUUAAACGGUGUACCUGUUGUUUCUCCGAUUCUCGAUGCUGUAAUUGGAAGAGGCGAUGGAACCGGACUUGUCGCCCGAAUUGCAAACGCAUUGUCGAAUACUUCGACGUUCAGGACAGUUGUGAGGAGAGGAGUAUCCCAAGACACUCUAUCUAGAGUAUUACAGAGAAUCGUACAGUCGCUGGCUAAUGCUCUCGGCAUCGACGGAAAUAAUUUAUACAGAAUAGCAUUAGAAGCCUGCACGAAAGUUCCUGCAGGUUCUGAUACUAAUGCUUAUGCUCUAGCAUUUUCUACUGCUUUAAUCAAUGCCGGAAUUCUGAAUGACACAAAUAUCGAUAUUUUGGGAUCACGAGUCUUGACAGCCGUUUUGAACGGAGUAUCAGAUGUGGCGAAAGCCCUUGGUAUCAAUUUGGAACUUGGAAAUGUACAAAAUGACAUUCGAUCCAGCGUAAGCCUGCUAUCAACGAGCUCUUCGUCGUCCAGUUUCUCUCAGACAGCUGCUUCAACUACCAGUAGUUCUGCUACGUCAAUUGUUGGACAAGGCGCUAGAUCCGGAUUUGCCACCAGAUUUGCAAAUGCAUUAGCUACUACAUCCACAUUCAGGACAGUUUUGAGAAGAGGAAUAUCCCAAGAUACUCUAUCUAGAGUGGUACAGAGAAUCGUACAGUUGCUGGCUAAUGUUCUCGGCAUCGACGGAAAUAAUUUAUCUAGAAUAAUAUUAGAAGCCUGCACUAAGGUUCCUGCGGGUUCUGAUACUGAUGCUUAUGCUCUCGCAUUUUCUACUGCUUUAAUCAAUGCCGGAAUUCUGAAUGACACAAAUAUCGAUAUAUUAGGGUCACGAAUCUUGACAGCCGUUUUGAACGGUGUAUCAGAUGUGGCGAAAGCCCUUGGUAUAAAUUUAGAACUUGGCAAUGUACAAAAUGACAUUAGUUCCAGCAUAAGCUUAUUAUCAACGAGCUCUUCGUCGAGUAGUUUCUCUCAGACAGCUGCAUCCUCUACUACUGGUGCUGCUACGACAAUUGUUGGACAAGGUAAUGGACUGUUAAACGGUGUACCUGUUGUUUCUCCGAUUCUCGAUGCUGUAAUUGGAAGAGGCGAUGGAACCGGACUUGUCGCCCGAAUUGCAAACGCUUUGUCGAAUACAUCGACGUUCAGGACAGUUGUGAGGAGAGGAGUAUCCCAAGACACCCUAUCUAGAGUAUUACAGAGAAUCGUACAGUCGCUGGCUAAUGCUCUCGGCAUCGACGGAAAUAAUUUAUACAGAAUAGCAAUAGAAGCCUGCACUAAAGUUCCUGCAGGUUCUGAUACUAAUGCUUAUGCUCUAGCAUUUUCUACUGCCUUAGUCAAUGCCGGAAUUCUGAAUGACAGAAAUAUCGAUAUUUUGGGAUCACGAGUCUUGACAGCCGUUUUGAACGGAGUAUCAGAUGUGGCGAAAGCCCUUGGUAUCAAUUUGGAACUUGGCAAUGUACAAAAUGACAUUCGAUCCAGCGUAAGCUUAUUGUCAACGAGCUCUUCGUCGAGUAGUUUCUCUCAGACAGCUGCAUCCUCUACUACUGGUGCUGCUACGACGAUUGUUGGACAAGGAAAUGGACUGUUAAACGGUGUACCUGUUGUUUCUCCGAUUCUCGAUGCUGUAAUUGGAAGAGGCGAUGGAACCGGACUUGUCGCCCGAAUUGCAAACGCAUUGGCGAAUACUUCGACGUUCAGGACAGUUGUGAGGAGAGGAGUAUCCCAAGACACUCUAUCUAGAGUAUUACAGAGAAUCGUACAGUCGCUGGCUAAUGCUCUCGGCAUCGACGGAAAUAAUUUAUACAGAAUAGCAUUAGAAGCCUGCACGAAAGUUCCUGCAGGUUCUGAUACUAAUGCUUAUGCUCUAGCAUUUUCUACUGCUUUAAUCAAUGCCGGAAUUCUGAAUGACACAAAUAUCGAUAUUUUGGGAUCACGAGUCUUGACAGCCGUUUUGAACGGAGUAUCAGAUGUGGCGAAAGCCCUUGGUAUCAAUUUGGAACUUGGCAAUGUACAAAAUGACAUUCGAUCCAGCGUAAGCCUGCUAUCAACGAGCUCUUCGUCGUCCAGUUUCUCUCAGACAGCUGCUUCAACUACCAGUAGUUCUGCUACGUCAAUUGUUGGACAAGGCGCUAGAUCCGGAUUUGCCACCAGAUUUGCAAAUGCAUUAGCUACUACAUCCACAUUCAGGACAGUUUUGAGAAGAGGAAUAUCCCAAGAUACUCUAUCUAGAGUGGUACAGAGAAUAGUACAGUUGCUGGCUAAUGUUCUCGGCAUCGACGGAAAUAAUUUAUCUAGAAUAAUAUUAGAAGCCUGCACUAAGGUUCCUGCGGGUUCUGAUACUGAUGCUUAUGCUCUCGCAUUUUCUACUGCUUUAAUCAAUGCCGGAAUUCUGAAUGACACAAAUAUCGAUAUAUUAGGGUCACGAAUCUUGACAGCCGUUUUGAACGGUGUAUCAGAUGUGGCGAAAGCCCUUGGUAUAAAUUUAGAACUUGGCAAUGUACAAAAUGACAUUAGUUCCAGCAUAAGCUUAUUAUCAACGAGCUCUUCGUCGAGUAGUUUCUCUCAGACAGCUGCAUCCUCUACUACUGGUGCUGCUACGACAAUUGUUGGACAAGGUAAUGGACUGUUAAACGGUGUACCUGUUGUUUCUCCGAUUCUCGAUGCUGUAAUUGGAAGAGGCGAUGGAACCGGACUUGUCGCCCGAAUUGCAAACGCAUUGUCGAAUACUUCGACGUUCAGGACAGUUGUGAGGAGAGGAGUAUCCCAAGACACUCUGUCUAGAGUAUUACAGAGAAUCGUACAGUCGCUGGCUAAUGCUCUCGGCAUCGACGGAAAUAAUUUAUACAGAAUAGCAUUAGAAGCCUGCACGAAAGUUCCUGCAGGUUCUGAUACUAAUGCUUAUGCUCUAGCAUUUUCUACUGCUUUAAUCAAUGCCGGAAUUCUGAAUGACACAAAUAUCGAUAUUUUGGGAUCACGAGUCUUGACAGCCGUUUUGAACGGAGUAUCAGAUGUGGCGAAAGCCCUUGGUAUCAAUUUGGAACUUGGCAAUGUACAAAAUGACAUUCGAUCCAGCGUAAGCCUGCUAUCAACGAGCUCUUCGUCGUCCAGUUUCUCUCAGACAGCUGCUUCAACUACCAGUAGUUCUGCUACGUCAAUUGUUGGACAAGGCGCUAGAUCCGGAUUUGCCACCAGAUUUGCAAAUGCAUUAGCUACUACAUCCACAUUCAGGACAGUUUUGAGAAGAGGAAUAUCCCAAGAUACUCUAUCUAGAGUGGUACAGAGAAUAGUACAGUUGCUGGCUAAUGUUCUCGGCAUCGACGGAAAUAAUUUAUCUAGAAUAAUAUUAGAAGCCUGCACUAAGGUUCCUGCGGGUUCUGAUACUGAUGCUUAUGCUCUCGCAUUUUCUACUGCUUUAAUCAAUGCCGGAAUUCUGAAUGACACAAAUAUCGAUAUAUUAGGGUCACGAAUCUUGACAGCCGUUUUGAACGGUGUAUCAGAUGUGGCGAAAGCCCUUGGUAUAAAUUUAGAACUUGGCAAUGUACAAAAUGACAUUAGUUCCAGCAUAAGCUUAUUAUCAACGAGCUCUUCGUCGAGUAGUUUCUCUCAGACAGCUGCAUCCUCUACUACUGGUGCUGCUACGACAAUUGUUGGACAAGGUAAUGGACUGUUAAACGGUGUACCUGUUGUUUCUCCGAUUCUCGAUGCUGUAAUUGGAAGAGGCGAUGGAACCGGACUUGUCGCCCGAAUUGCAAACGCAUUGUCGAAUACAUCGACGUUCAGGACAGUUGUGAGGAGAGGAGUAUCCCAAGACACCCUAUCUAGAGUAUUACAGAGAAUCGUACAGUCGCUGGCUAAUGCUCUCGGCAUCGACGGAAAUAAUUUAUACAGAAUAGCAAUAGAAGCCUGCACUAAAGUUCCUGCAGGUUCUGAUACUAAUGCUUAUGCUCUAGCAUUUUCUACUGCCUUAGUCAAUGCCGGAAUUCUGAAUGACAGAAAUAUCGAUAUUUUGGGAUCACGAGUCUUGACAGCCGUUUUGAACGGAGUAUCAGAUGUGGCGAAAGCCCUUGGUAUCAAUUUGGAACUUGGCAAUGUACAAAAUGACAUUCGAUCCAGCGUAAGCUUAUUGUCAACGAGCUCUUCGUCGAGUAGUUUCUCUCAGACAGCUGCAUCCUCUACUACUGGUGCUGCUACGACGAUUGUUGGACAAGGAAAUGGACUGUUAAACGGUGUACCUGUUGUUUCUCCGAUUCUCGAUGCUGUAAUUGGAAGAGGCGAUGGAACCGGACUUGUCGCCCGAAUUGCAAACGCAUUGGCGAAUACUUCGACGUUCAGGACAGUUGUGAGGAGAGGAGUAUCCCAAGACACUCUAUCUAGAGUAUUACAGAGAAUCGUACAGUCGCUGGCUAAUGCUCUCGGCAUCGACGGAAAUAAUUUAUACAGAAUAGCAUUAGAAGCCUGCACGAAAGUUCCUGCAGGUUCUGAUACUAAUGCUUAUGCUCUAGCAUUUUCUACUGCUUUAAUCAAUGCCGGAAUUCUGAAUGACACAAAUAUCGAUAUUUUGGGAUCACGAGUCUUGACAGCCGUUUUGAACGGAGUAUCAGAUGUGGCGAAAGCCCUUGGUAUCAAUUUGGAACUUGGCAAUGUACAAAAUGACAUUCGAUCCAGCGUAAGCCUGCUAUCAACGAGCUCUUCGUCGUCCAGUUUCUCUCAGACAGCUGCUUCAACUACCAGUAGUUCUGCUACGUCAAUUGUUGGACAAGGCGCUAGAUCCGGAUUUGCCACCAGAUUUGCAAAUGCAUUAGCUACUACAUCCACAUUCAGGACAGUUUUGAGAAGAGGAAUAUCCCAAGAUACUCUAUCUAGAGUGGUACAGAGAAUCGUACAGUUGCUGGCUAAUGUUCUCGGCAUCGACGGAAAUAAUUUAUCUAGAAUAAUAUUAGAAGCCUGCACUAAGGUUCCUGCGGGUUCUGAUACUGAUGCUUAUGCUCUCGCAUUUUCUACUGCUUUAAUCAAUGCCGGAAUUCUGAAUGAAACAAAUAUUGAUAUUUUGGGAUCACGAGUCUUGACAGCCGUUUUGAACGGAGUAUCAGAUGUGGCGAAAGCCCUUGGAAUCAAUUUGGAACUUGGUAAUGUACAAAAUGACAUUCGAUCCAGCGUAAGCUUAUUGUCAACGAGCUCUUCGUCGAGUAGUUUCUCUCAGACAGCUGCAUCCUCUACUACUGGUGCUGCUACGACAAUUGUUGGACAAGGUAAUGGACUGUUAAACGGCGUACCUGUUGUUUCUCCGAUUCUCGAUGCUGUAAUUGGAAGAGGCGAUGGAACCGGACUUGUCGCCCGAAUUGCAAACGCAUUGGCGAAUACUUCGACGUUCAGGACAGUUGUGAGGAGAGGAGUAUCCCAAGACACCCUAUCUAGAGUAUUACAGAGAAUCGUACAGUCGCUGGCUAAUGCUCUCGGCAUCGACGGAAAUAAUUUAUACAGAAUAGCAAUAGAAGCCUGCACUAAAGUUCCUGCAGGUUCUGAUACUAAUGCUUAUGCUCUAGCAUUUUCUACUGCCUUAGUCAAUGCCGGAAUUCUGAAUGACAGAAAUAUCGAUAUUUUGGGAUCACGAGUCUUGACAGCCGUUUUGAACGGAGUAUCAGAUGUGGCGAAAGCCCUUGGUAUCAAUUUGGAACUUGGCAAUGUACAAAAUGACAUUCGAUCCAGCGUAAGCUUAUUGUCAACGAGCUCUUCGUCGAGUAGUUUCUCUCAGACAGCUGCAUCCUCUACUACUGGUGCUGCUACGACGAUUGUUGGACAAGGAAAUGGACUGUUAAACGGUGUACCUGUUGUUUCUCCGAUUCUCGAUGCUGUAAUUGGAAGAGGCGAUGGAACCGGACUUGUCGCCCGAAUUGCAAACGCAUUGGCGAAUACUUCGACGUUCAGGACAGUUGUGAGGAGAGGAGUAUCCCAAGACACUCUAUCUAGAGUAUUACAGAGAAUCGUACAGUCGCUGGCUAAUGCUCUCGGCAUCGACGGAAAUAAUUUAUACAGAAUAGCAUUAGAAGCCUGCACGAAAGUUCCUGCAGGUUCUGAUACUAAUGCUUAUGCUCUAGCAUUUUCUACUGCUUUAAUCAAUGCCGGAAUUCUGAAUGACACAAAUAUCGAUAUUUUGGGAUCACGAGUCUUGACAGCCGUUUUGAACGGAGUAUCAGAUGUGGCGAAAGCCCUUGGUAUCAAUUUGGAACUUGGCAAUGUACAAAAUGACAUUCGAUCCAGCGUAAGCCUGCUAUCAACGAGCUCUUCGUCGUCCAGUUUCUCUCAGACAGCUGCUUCAACUACCAGUAGUUCUGCUACGUCAAUUGUUGGACAAGGCGCUAGAUCCGGAUUUGCCACCAGAUUUGCAAAUGCAUUAGCUACUACAUCCACAUUCAGGACAGUUUUGAGAAGAGGAAUAUCCCAAGAUACUCUAUCUAGAGUGGUACAGAGAAUCGUACAGUUGCUGGCUAAUGAUCUCGGCAUCGACGGAAAUAAUUUAUCUAGAAUAAUAUUAGAAGCCUGCACUAAGGUUCCUGCGGGUUCUGAUACUGAUGCUUAUGCUCUCGCAUUUUCUACUGCUUUAAUCAAUGCCGGAAUUCUGAAUGAAACAAAUAUCGAUAUUUUGGGAUCACGAGUCUUGACAGCCGUUUUGAACGGAGUAUCAGAUGUGGCGAAAGCCCUUGGAAUCAAUUUGGAACUUGGUAAUGUACAAAAUGACAUUCGAUCCAGCGUAAGCUUAUUGUCAACGAGCUCUUCGUCGAGUAGUUUCUCUCAGACAGCUGCAUCCUCUACUACUGGUGCUGCUACGACAAUUGUUGGACAAGGUAAUGGACUGUUAAACGGCGUACCUGUUGUUUCUCCGAUUCUCGAUGCUGUAAUUGGAAGAGGCGAUGGAACCGGACUUGUCGCCCGAAUUGCAAACGCAUUGGCGAAUACUUCGACGUUCAGGACAGUUGUGAGGAGAGGAGUAUCCCAAGACACUCUAUCUAGAGUAUUACAGAGAAUCGUACAGUCGCUGGCUAAUGCUCUCGGCAUCGACGGAAAUAAUUUAUACAGAAUAGCAUUAGAAGCCUGCACGAAAGUUCCUGCAGGUUCUGAUACUAAUGCUUAUGCUCUAGCAUUUUCUACUGCUUUAAUCAAUGCCGGAAUUCUGAAUGACACAAAUAUCGAUAUUUUGGGAUCACGAGUCUUGACAGCCGUUUUGAACGGAGUAUCAGAUGUGGCGAAAGCCCUUGGUAUCAAUUUGGAACUUGGCAAUGUACAAAAUGACAUUCGAUCCAGCGUAAGCCUGCUAUCAACGAGCUCUUCGUCGUCCAGUUUCUCUCAGACAGCUGCUUCAACUACCAGUAGUUCUGCUACGUCAAUUGUUGGACAAGGCGCUAGAUCCGGAUUUGCCACCAGAUUUGCAAAUGCAUUAGCUACUACAUCCACAUUCAGGACAGUUUUGAGAAGAGGAAUAUCCCAAGAUACUCUAUCUAGAGUGGUACAGAGAAUCGUACAGUUGCUGGCUAAUGUUCUCGGCAUCGACGGAAAUAAUUUAUCUAGAAUAAUAUUAGAAGCCUGCACUAAGGUUCCUGCGGGUUCUGAUACUGAUGCUUAUGCUCUCGCAUUUUCUACUGCUUUAAUCAAUGCCGGAAUUCUGAAUGAAACAAAUAUCGAUAUUUUGGGAUCACGAGUCUUGACAGCCGUUUUGAACGGAGUAUCAGAUGUGGCGAAAGCCCUUGGAAUCAAUUUGGAAUUUGGUAAUGUACAAAAUGACAUUCGAUCCAGCGUAAGCUUAUUGUCAACGAGCUCUUCGUCGAGUAGUUUCUCUCAGACAGCUGCAUCCUCUACUACUGGUGCUGCUACGACAAUUGUUGGACAAGGUAAUGGACUGUUAAACGGCGUACCUGUUGUUUCUCCGAUUCUCGAUGCUGUAAUUGGAAGAGGCGAUGGAACCGGACUUGUCGCCCGAAUUGCAAACGCAUUGGCGAAUACUUCGACGUUCAGGACAGUUGUGAGGAGAGGAGUAUCCCAAGACACUCUAUCUAGUGUGGUAAAGAGAAUCGUACAGUCGCUGGCUAAUGCUCUCGGCAUCGAUGGAAACAAUUUAUACAGAAUAGCAGUAGAAGCCUGCAAUAAAGUUCCUGCAGGUUCUGAUACUAAUGCUUAUGCUCUAGCAUUUUCUACUGCCUUAGUCAAUGCCGGAAUUCUGAAUGACAGAAAUGUGGGUGUUUUGGCAUCUCGAGUCGUUUCAGCCGUUUUGAGAGGAGUGUCAAAUGUGGCGCAAUCUCUUGGUAUCAAUUUAGAUCGUGGAAAUAUUCAGAAGGAUAUUCGUUCGAGUAUUAGCUUGCUGUCAAGCAGCUCUACAUCUAGCAGUAUGUCUCGGACUGCUGCGUCCACUUUCAGUGGUGCCUCUUCUUCAACUGUUUUGACUGGCGCUGGCAGAUCUAAGGUUUUGGGAGGUGCUACUCAGUUAGGCGGGAGAAGCCAGACUUUUGGUAUGGCUUCAACUACUGUUGGUAAAUCUGCUGAAAUAUCAGUAAGAUCCACUCUCAAUUCUCCCAAUGGAUUGAAGUCUGAUUCAGCUGCAGCUAGAAUUAACCAAAUGAGGUCAACUCUACUAAAAGCACUUAGCCCCAGUGGGGUAGAUCCCAAUACUCUUGCUGGCAGUCUCCAAGCAAGUUUUUCGAAUCUUAGAAGUUCAGGCAUGUCUUCGAGCGAUGCGAAAGUUGAAGUUUUGCUAGAAACUAUAGUUGGUCUACUUCAGAUUCUGAGCAAUGCCGAAGUUCAUGAAGUUAAUUCGGCUACCUCGUCUUCUGUGAUCAGCUCUGCAGUCAGGUCGUUUGAAUUAGCUUUACCUUAAGUGUUAGUAGUUGUUUUAUUUCAGGAAAAUUUUCUUCGAUUAUCUAAUUAUGACUAAUUCUUUUAUUUACAAUAAAUCAUUUUUAAAAGGCA
Molecule: messenger RNA, 21744 nt
Organism: Argiope bruennichi
Lineage: Eukaryota; Metazoa; Arthropoda; Arachnida; Araneae; Araneidae
Exons: 1
Coding region: 17-21652 (7211 amino acids)
Source: RefSeq, a predicted model, not a curated record